CACUUCCUGCUGGUGGCCUGGGCUGGGCCGGGUCCCAGCGCCGCCCCUCGGGCCGGGAGUCUGUUUGCUCUUGGUCCCCUGUCCCAGUCUUGGAGGAGCUGGGAUGCAGGCCGGGUCCCGCCCCCUGUCCAUCAGUAGCAGUCCCCGGGCGUUCCAUGCUGCCUCUCACCGCUCGGACACUGAGUUCUCCCCGUCAGGGUCAUGAGCCUCCCCAGCCCCCUGAUUCCUCCCGGAACCUAGGAGUCCAGGCACGCCUUUCCUCCUCUCUCCACCAGGGCCCACCAGCUCUGAGCAGAUCAUGAAGACAGGGGCCUUUUUGCUACAGGGGAUCGAGCUGGGAGGAUGGCAGGGGAUACACCUGAGCUGACCUUGGAGCCGCCGCCCCAGGAUGCAUCCACCAAGAAGCUGAGCGAGUGUCUCAGGCGAAUCGGAGAUGAGCUGGACAGCAACAUGGAGCUGCAGAGGAUGAUUGCUAAUGUGGACACGAACUCCCCCCGAGAGGUCUUCUUCCGCGUUGCGGCUGACAUGUUUGCCGAUGGCAACUUCAACUGGGGCCGGGUUGUUGCCCUCUUCUACUUUGCUAGCAAACUGGUGCUCAAGGCCCUGUGCACCAAAGUUCCCGAGCUAAUCAGAACCAUCAUGGGCUGGACACUGGACUUCCUCCGAGAGCGGCUGCUUGUCUGGAUCCAAGACCAGGGUGGCUGGGAUGGCCUCCUCUCAUACUUCGGGACACCCACCUGGCAGACAGUGACCAUCUUUGUGGCUGGAGUCCUCACUGCCUCACUCACAAUCUGGAAGAAUAUGGGCUGAGGCCUCCCUGCCCGCUGCCUUGGACUGUCUUUUCUUCAUAAAUUAUGGCAUUUUUCUGGGAAGAAUGGGGAUGGGGACAGGCAUUUUUCUUACUUUUGUAAUUAUUGGGAGGGGUGGGAAUGGUGCCUGGGGGAGGGGACAAUAAACCUCAGGUCCA
This is a messenger RNA of Mesocricetus auratus (golden hamster), 967 nucleotides long. It is a transcript of the gene Bax, whose product is annotated as BCL2 associated X, apoptosis regulator. The transcript is spliced from 5 exons. Lineage: Eukaryota; Metazoa; Chordata; Mammalia; Rodentia; Cricetidae. Gene Ontology annotation, cellular component: mitochondrial outer membrane. The record is from RefSeq and is a predicted model, not a curated record. The coding region runs from base 343 to 810 and encodes 155 amino acids. Gene Ontology annotation, molecular function: protein homodimerization activity; protein heterodimerization activity; channel activity. Gene Ontology annotation, biological process: extrinsic apoptotic signaling pathway in absence of ligand; positive regulation of apoptotic process; intrinsic apoptotic signaling pathway in response to DNA damage.